UGCAUUUUGAUUUUUUAAAAAUUGUUUAAUCUCUAAUAUGAAAUUCUCACUCUACGUCGCGGACAUAUAAACGAAUAGGAAUAUUGCUCUUUGUCACGAGGGCAGCAGCUUUUUCGCACGAAGUUUCGCGCGAAUGUUUGCGGGACCAGGCCAAGGGAGCAUCGGGGCCGGCGGGUCCUUCUCGUUUCCAGGUCCUCCGCGCCCCCGUGCUUUCGCAGCAUCGUGCCUGCUCUAUACCACCUGUGUGAAGUUAGAUACGCAGUUGAUUUCCACUGUGUCGGCGUAUGAUAAAUCGUCUCAGAGGAGUCUUCGGGGCCAGCAGCAGAAAAAUCUGUACGAAGUCGAUGGCGCCACCGGCGACGCGACUCCCAACAAGCAGGGCUCCGAUGAAACUAUGGAGAUAUUGCAGGUAUUAUAGGGCCCGUUGCGAAACAAGACCGGCUGCGCCGAAAAAUGAAAAAGUUCUUUGCAAAUCAUUAUUUUUCAAAACACUAAAUACGAAGAGCGCAGGAGCGCCUUCUUGUCUUUGUAAAUCGCGUCCCCAGAUGAAGAUUUUCCAAAAAUCAUUGUCUUCAGGAGGGGGAAACAAGCCUGGCCUCUGCAGUGCAAGUCCACGUGAAGGGCCUGGAGGAGUCCUGGGAAGAGGCCCAAGAGGCGUUGGGCGAGGAAGCCCCCGAACACAACAUGGACGAGCUGAAAUACCAGAAUAUUCCCUGAAAAUCAACCAUCCCCAUCCACUUUUUGCAUGACAAACACAGAACUUUCUACAUCGUUUGCAUGGCAAACUGGGUGGCGAUGGUUAAUUUUCACGGAAUACAGAAUGCCUACAACGAAUGGACCGGCAGUUGGAUGAGCUGCAGGCCGAGCUGGAUGUACCCACAAUACUUCUGCGUGCACACCGAAGAGUCCUACAACAAGCUGAAGGAAUUGGCUGAAAAAGCGGAAAAGGCUUACAAAGAGCGCUGCCCGCACGGACCGACGCCGGACGCAAAUUGCAACUCCCUUCCGGGCUAUGAAGUGUAAAAGUGUCUGGGUCUGGAAGAGUCAUGCUGUUUUUGCAUGACACAGAAGGUCUGGCAUGGAAGCUCUAGCAUCACAGGUUUCUAGAACCUUCCGCAAUGCCGAAUCCGCAUGACAAGUCCCCUAUUUUGCUGACAAAAAGUGGGAGCUUCUGCUGCGUAUUCAUGAGAGACUUUUUUGUGUUCUGAAACUGAAAUACGCAUUACAAGUUGCAUUCUUCCAGACCCAGACAUUUUUGCAUUUGAUACGGGCGUGCCGCCCGCCUCGGAGUACGAAGCGGAGCCCGAGGGCGUUCACAAUGGCAUGGUCAUCUUUAUGGGACUCCCAAACGUCACAUUCUCAACUGUUACAUGAAUUUGUCAUGCAAAACGCACAGCAGCACCCACACGAUAAAGCUACUUCGCAUGACAAAUUUUUGAAGGACUAAACAGCAUGAAAAUCCGUGCCAAAUUUGUAAUGCGAGAUGUGCACGCUCCCUUCUUUUAUUUUUCCUAUUCUUGCGUCCGAGAUUCUGAUUCAUGUACCAGUUGAGAAUGUAACGCUUGAGAACUCCAUAAAAUUUAAAGGGUCGGCCAGUUUUCCGGUCUGCAAAUUGAUUACCGGUGGAGGUGCGGAGAGUCAGAUCAGCAUUUCUGAGCAGGCGUUCUACUGGAAAAAAGGUCGUGCUUUACAAGAUGACUUUUUUCAGCUUCGCCUAAUUGUAAAUAUCAGAUGUCGUCGCUAGUGGCUUGUUUAUCGCGGUUUUUUCAACAUUGUUCCUGACAUUGACCUUGAGAUUAUUAAGUAGUACUAUGCUUAUGCACUCGAACAAAAACGACAACCACAACUUCAAGGCUCGGUCUACGACUACGCCAGCAACGAGGGCAGCGUAAAGAAGAAGUGCAACGAUAAGGCCUUGGUAACGGCGCAGAAAUUUUGCCUCCAGAACGGCGCCACAACGUCUGGCAUCAACUGCAAACUAUCGUCUCGGGUGUAUGGAAGUAGAUUGUGUGCUUUGUCAUGCAGGAGGUUUAUUCACACGACCGACGACGACUCUGACACUAACCCAGAUGGUUUGGAAUACGGGCGCCAGCGUCACAAGUUCUGAGAAGCCUCCUCGAUGCCUAUCGUCCUGCAUGACAAAUGGCAUCUUCGAGUGGCCAAAAGUGGGCGCCUUUGCUGGUCAUGCAAUAAGUACAGAGUCAUUUUUUUGUCGACCAGACCUAGCAGCACAAUCUCGGAGAAGUCUUCCAGACCCACACGACAUAUUUCCAAUGCAUAUCUGGUCCUGACAAGGGAAGAUGGGGCACGCGCCAGUUUGGAGAGCAGAUCACGUCGGAUGUGUGCGACGGUGGGUCGGAUGUGUACGUGGCGGGGAGUCCCGAGAAGGCCGAGUUCUGUAAGUACAAGGAAAACGGAGGGGCGAGCGUGACUCUUUUCCUGGGGUGCGUGCCCGCGGUACCCCGGAUUACGUGCGAAAGUCUCGAGCAGAGUCACGGGAUCUGCGACGACAACAGAAUGUGGCUCAUCGCACACGAAGACGGGCAACCGCGCAACUAUUGCCGGGGAGCGGGAGCGCUGAACGACCCGGAGGGCCAUUGCGUGGACACGUGCUGCACCAGCCCGGAAGACAAGCAAAACAACUACAAGUGCAUAUUGCAAGGAAAGGUCCCGCCUCCCCACAUUGAAAAGAACGCAUGAUCCUUCUGAAAAUUUGUGAUGCAGAUUUGCGACCACAAAGACAAAUCCUGUCACUCUUGCAAGAAGUAGGCAAAUCCAGAGAGUUCGCCGCGUUAUGCAGGCGGUUUGUGAUGCUGUAAGGUUUACAGGGCAGACGUCUUCCAUGCUAGGCGCCUACAUGAAAAGGCCCCGACCUAGGGUCGCGCUCUGCGUUCAGUCCUUUACUGCAGCACAGAUCUGAUUCGUGUACACAAAUGGAUGCCGCAGCAUGAUAAGAUAUGGGGAGGGGGGAUUUUUCAUUCUGAUAGUGCAAAUGGCUGCAGGAUCUCGACCACAACCUCUGCAAUGACAGCGGAGGGUUCAAUGACGAUGACCAGAAUGCGAUUACGUUGUACGACAGGAAAGACCCGGGGAUUGCCAAGAUCAGCUGCUGUAAGGACGGACGCGCUUCUAUGGAGUUCUCAAACGUUACACGCUCAACUGUUACAUGAGUUUGAAUUUGUAUCUGCACAGGGCUACAUAAAGCCCCCGCAGGGGCAGGGGCUAACGCAGGAGGAGAAGGAGAAGAGAGUUGAGGAGCUGCAAGUAGUACUUCACACGAUACAGAGCGGCUUCUCAGGCAAAACGAUGUUGGCGACAGGCGAUUACAAUUCGGAGGCGAAGGUGAGAAGGUGGCAGGAGUGCAGAAGCGGAGUGGUGCAAGACCUACUCCCAACGACGCCUAGCAGGGUUGCGGCGGAAGCCCAGACCAGGCCGGACGUGGCUUUCAUCCGAGACCGGGGGACGAAAAAGGCGACAGCAAAAACAGUACAGCCGCAGUACGUGCUGUCGGACCAUCUGGGUAUCUGGGUCGAGGUCAAAAGCUCGGCGUUCACGAAACGGGUAUUGCCGGAGCUACCUCCCACUGCAGAGCAGCGGAUGCGAGCGCCGAUAAAGAUGACUGAGGACCAGAAACGCACUCUGAAGGACAGCAUGGUGGAGAUGGCCAAUGACCACAGCAAGCAUCUCCACCUUGCACGCGACCUCGCCAAGGCGAUGGGGACAGCCCGCAUAACAAAAUCUGCAACCAUCCCGAGGGAGCGGCAAGCACUGCUCAUGGACACCAAGGCGGGGAGGAUCAUCCUUGAUCCAGGUGAAAUCGCUAGAACAAGGGAGAAGAGGUUCAGAAGAAAAGAGCCCCACGGUGGUGACCCAGUUUCCCACGCGAAGAUAAUGGAGUUGAUAAACGCUGGCCCAAGUGCCAAAGUCGAGUGGAAGUCAGGCGCACUGGAGAGGGCGCUCGCAGCGGUGUUCCCGGCCCGCAGUCCUGGUCUCUCCGGGAUACGCCCCGAGCAGGUGAGAGAGGUGCCGUUGGAGUAUUGGAAGAGAUGGGUUGCGGAACAACAGGACGCAUACAAUGAGAUGCGACCAAUGGCCUUCGAGAAGAGUAAUUUAAUUUCUGCGGUUCCCAAGGUCCAGGAGAAGAUGGGACUAGUGGAGAACGAACGCCCGGUGGCGCUGCCUGACGCUCCGGACAAAGUCCCGGAGGGGCUUCUACUCGAGGAGCUUUUCAAGAUCGCCAAGGAGGUGGUGGAGCAGUCGGCGUACCUCCCAGGAAAGUCCGCUGACGUAUCACUCUACAGAGCAGUGAGGCACUUCAGGACGAGAACCGCAGGGCGCACCAAAUACGCCAGAAAAGCCGACGUUGAAGGCGGUUUUGAAAAUGUGCUGUUUUCGGAGAUGGUGAAAAGACUCCAAAAGCGAGGCGCGUCGAAGGAGCUCUGCUACCAGAUAUACGAAUGGCUCCGGGGUCGCUGUCACGCAAUACUAGUGGACGGCGCGAUAGUUAUCCGCUGGACGCCAAUAGUCGGAAUGGGCCAAGGCCCCAGGCUCCCACCGGCCUUGUGGGUUGUCUACUUGGCGGAUUCCAUCGACCAGCUGGACAGGUCCAUCGUCCAGCUCUUGCCAGAGGUAUUCGCCGACGAUGUUCUCCUCCUCUUCGAUUUCGACGGCGGAAAGGUGGAGGAGGAAAAGGCGGCAGCUGAGGCGCACAUUACCGACUGGCAGCGGCAUACGGGACUCACCUUCGGCAAAGUAGAGUGGUUGAAGGCCACAAGAGGCAGCGCGGGCGACAGCAGCUUUUUCGAAUAUCUCGGCUUCAUUCUGCAGAGUUGCGGAAGGACGGAGCGAGAGGUCGACCGCAGGCAGGUGAAGAUCCUGGCGAAAGCGAAAACGCGUGCGAACCAGACCAAGGAGGAGCGUAUCCCGGCGGAAGACGUCAAGUUCUUUAACGAGCAAUGCCGGAGUCACCUCAACUACGCCGCCGCGGCACUUUAUGAAGGCCUGCAGGAGGACAAGGCAGCACAGAAAGAGCUGCGAAACACGGUCGCAAAGGCGCUGCGAUCCUCGCUUGGACUGUCGUCUCUCUUCCCGGUCCAGGCCUCGUUUGACCUGAUAGGCAUGGGCUGCCCGCUGGAUAACUUGCAAGUGGAACAUGAGACGAUGAAGUAUUUCCUGAUGGGCGAAGCGAAAGGGCAUGCAGUCUCCGCUGGGGGACUGCACCAGCAGCCGGAGUGGUUCGACGAGAGUAGGAUCAAGAUCUUCACGUCCAAGAAGGUCUACGCCCGAUUCGACAUACAGCACGGCCAGGAGCAAGACUUGGCGAUGGCCAUGGAGCAACAGCUAUGCCCAAUGCCGGUGCCACCGGAAGAACUCCGGGCGAGCUGCGAUGGCGGCAAACUGGGAGGCAGCGGGACAAGCCGGAAAUCGCAGCGGGCCAACUGCUUCUACGAAACGACGGAAGACCAGCAAGCAGUAACGUUUCGGGUCUGGACCGAAUUCCCCCAAUUUGAUGUUGAGGCAAUAGCGCUGGACCAGUUACUGCUGAUCAUCGACGAGGCGCUGCAGGAUGGGCAUACAGUAGUCAGAAUCUUCACCGACGCUAAUGGUGUGCUGCAAGCCUUGGAAAACAGCUGCAGCAGGUUGGAAUACAUGACGAAGAUAAGGCAGGGGAUCAACAAGAUCCUCGUGAACCACCUGGGCACCACGGUGGAAAUUUUCUGGGUGCCGUCCCACCGGGGCUUCCGACUUAAUGUCAUUGCAGACGGCCUGGGGCAGCUAGAAGACAGCCCGGAAGAUGUGGUGUGUGAACCUAUUUCGAAGCAGCGGGUCAAGCUCAUUGCGCGGGAGGAGCGCAAAAGCUCCCACGAAGCAGUGGAAGCAGAGGCAGACCGGGACGUGACUACCCUACACCGGGCGUCGAGGGUCCGGGCGCUAGGGAGAUUGGAGCUAGCGGGGCUAAACGAAGCGCAGCAGCGGGUCGCUUUGUCGCUUUGGUCGGGAGAAUCGUUUUUACCGGCAACGAUGGUCAAACGAUGUCCACGGGGAUGGCCAGUGUGCCGCCUCUGUGGCGGCGACGUCAAGGUGAAGCGGGUCCAGGGAGGCUCUUGGAUCAAGGGCUUCAAGGAGGAUGACGAAGACCAAGAUGUGCGGAAGUUUUCCAGAAUAGUGGACCACCUCCUAGUGGAGUGCCCCGCAGUCCCGGAAGCUGCCAAAUACGCAGGCAAGCAUGCGCCAAGGGUGAUCCAGAAAUGCCCCAAGACGCACAUGAACAGGCUAAUAGACGCGACCCAGCAGCCGGAGAAUAAGAUCAGCCUAUCGCACUGCUGGCCGUACAAGACGAGGAGUGACAAGCCGACCAGGGCCGAGGAGAUGGCGGCGGUCCCGCGGGCGUGGUUGCAGGAGGGGAAGGAGGCGCUGAAAAGGAGGAAGCUAGACGGCGCUGGUGCGGAGCAGGCGGGUGACUGAGGGGGUGAAAGAAGUAUUCGCACCAGGAUGGGGCGAGGCAAGAUCAGAGGGAAGAUGUUUCUGCAGACCUGGCAAGACGGGUCAGUAGUUGGCGAUGCAGUGACAACAAGGAUCACCACUUCAGCCUGCUCCUGUAUCGGAUCCAUCCAAGCAAGGAAUAGUAGUAAUGAAGAUCAGGAUUCUUGAGCGCGCUGCCUUGCGCAGUGCUACUUCCCAUCCAGAGGUCGUAAUGCUCGAAUUGAUCCAAGAUGUUGUUCCGCACAAGAUCGAAAAUCGCGUGCAGCAGAAGUCUGUUCCACACACAAGCAGUGCCAGCAGGUCUUACAAGAAGAUACUGACGAUCCAGCAUGUUUGUUUUUCUCCAGAAGCAACACCCUUUUUCUUUUGCGGUUCCCUCUCACUGAAGCCGAUCCUUUUUGACGGGAAAGGAAGUAGCAGGCGAACCUACGGUUCCCGUUUUUCAAUAUUGCAGCGACUACUCUCACCGCAACCGUGCUACUGGAGAAGUCGGCGCUUCUCCUACUUUCGGGUACAGAGCCACUAAUGAAGCGAUGCAGGACAUCAAAGGCGCAAAUAAGAAGCAAAAGUAGACCCACUACCAAAUCCAGGAGUGCAGCGAAACAAAUAGUCAGGCGCCGAGCAAUGCGGUGCAGCAGUAGGGUUUAAGGGUUAGGGCUAGGGUAAAGGGGGGCAACUGGGAGAUGCAGGGCAUAACUCCGUGUUUUCCUGUGUCUCUUGGUGGCGUUUACGUACCACUGCCAGAGCUCAGGCUCAGGUGGGGUCGGCAGGAAGGGCAAGAAGAGGAGUCUUGCUUAGGACCUGCCAUUUCUAUGGCGCCUGUUCUGACGCAAGGAAGGGCAAGCAGAGGCGGCUUGCUUAGGACCUUGCGGUUGUGCGGAGGUUGAUAGGUGCAGUACGGAUGAGGAGGUAGUAUUGCGCCUUUCUGAAGCCAGGGCUGAUAGUUGGCUCCGGCUGACAUUCUCCCAGGCAACUCCCCGAGUUUGACUGGUUCACAGCUAAAAAGGGUUUUGUUUCAUCAAGCUCCGGUGGUGAUAAGUUGAAACACUAUUCGCCAGCUAUUCACAAGCAGGAACAUAGAAAGUACGCUAAACAGUUACUCGCUCGCCUGAAGAAGCGAGCACCCGAUUGAAUUUGUAUCUGCAAGGGGAGCAAAAGCAAAAUCAAAAUUGGGGAGCGGGAGCCUGCUGCUCCUCUCGCAUUACAGAUUUGGCAUAGAUUGAUUUCCAUGCUGUUUCUUGGCCCUUCGAGAAUUUGUCAUGCGAAGCAGCUUGAUCGAGAUUGCGAUCGUCAUCGUGUAGAUCUUCGCGACAAAUCAUGUAACAGUUGAGAUUUGACCGCUUGGGAAUCCCAUAGAAUCGAACAAAGUGGUCGCCCCUGGGCAUCCGGAAACCUGUGCAGACCUCCAAGCCGGCAAGUACGAUGACAAGUACGGGAUCAAGAGCCACAAUAUUCCCUGAAAAUUAACCAUCACCAUCUACUUUUUGCAUGACAGACACAGAAUUUCCUACAUGUUUUGCAUGACAAAUUGAAUGGGGGCUUGAGCUGCGCAGUCUGUUAAGCAUGACAAAUUGGAUGGGGGUGGUUAGUUUUGUUUCAGGGAAUACACGACUGGUGCAGCGACGGAACAUCCUGGAGGUGGUCGGAAUCCAAGGAGCAUGCAUCCGUCAACUCCGUUAUCUACUGGCAUAUCCCCAGUGGCGAAAGGACGAACCGCGAGCCUGCCAUGAAGUACCACUUUCGGCAGAUCUGCUGCGAGAAGGUCUAG
Messenger RNA from Amoebophrya sp. A120, 8251 nucleotides. The record is from the annotation of a GenBank genome assembly. Lineage: Eukaryota; Dinophyceae; Syndiniales; Amoebophryaceae.